CUUCUUUCUCCACGACCCUCUCAAACACAAUCCUCCCAAUACCACCCCUCCCCUCCUCUACAGAUACACUACACCAUCAUGCCCGACCAAAAAAAGAAAAGCAAGACCCGCGGCGGCGGCGAGUCCGCCCCGGUGAUUACCGACCCCCGCUUCGCCAACAUCCAAACGGACCCGCGGUACCGCCUCCCCAGCAAACGGCAAACGCACGUGAAGCUCGAUAAGCGAUUCGCGCACAUGCUGCACGACAAGGACUUCUCGCGGAACGCCGCAGUCGAUCGGUACGGUCGGAAACUCGCGCGGGAUGAUACCAAGAAGCAGCUGGAGCGGUUCUACCAGCUGGAAGACGAGAACGAGAACGGCGAUGAUGAUGAUGAUGUCGAUGCCGAUGCCGAUGCUGCUGGCGUUGAUGCCGACGAGGGACUGGAGGAUGCUAGUGUUGCCGAUGAUGAUGAGGUCCUCCGCGAACUGCGCAAGGCGGAGUCGUAUGAUCCUGCCCGUGACGGGGGGUUUUCGGAGUCGUCGUCUGAGGAGGAGAGUUCGGAUGAGGAUGAUGAGGAGGAGGAGGAUGAGGAUGACGAAGAGGAGUUUGAAGGGUUCGGCGAGGAGCUGGAGUAUCCCGAUAAGCAGCGGGCGGAGGUGCCGACGGGGGAGGUGACGGACCGGAUUGCGGUGGUGAAUCUCGACUGGGAUAAUAUCCGGGCGGAGGAUUUGAUGGCGGUGUUUUCGAGCUUUGCGCCGACUGGGGGGAGAGUGUUGCGGGUGUCGGUGUUCCCCAGUGAGUUUGGCCGGGAGAGGAUGGAGAAGGAGGAGGUGGAGGGGCCGCCGAGGGAGAUUUUUGCGGCCGCGAAGAAGGAAGACUCUGAUGACGAGGAGGUGGAUUCGGACGAGGAGGAGGAGAAGAUCCGCAAGUCGAUUCUCAAGGAGGAUAAGGGCGAGGAGUUCAACUCAACGAAGCUACGCAAGUAUCAGCUCGAGCGUCUGCGGUACUUCUAUGCCAUCCUGACCUUCUCGUCGCGGGAGGUCGCCAAGCAUGUCUACGAUCUGGUCGAUGGCGCCGAGUAUCUGUCCAGUGCCAACUUCUUCGACCUGCGCUUUGUGCCCGAGGACACCGACUUCUCGGACGAUGUGCCCCGCGACGAGUGCAAGCGCAUCCCCGACGGGUACCAGCCGAAUGAGUUUGUCACGGACGCCCUGCAGCACAGCAAGGUCAAGUUGACCUGGGAUAUGGACGACAAGUCGCGCAAGGACGCCCAGGCGCGGGCGUUCCGCGGCAGCCGCAAGGAUAUCGACGAGAACGACCUGAAGGCGUAUCUGGCGAGUGACAGCUCCGAGGACGAGGAUGAGGGCGGCGUGGAGAUCGUGGAUACUACGAAAGGGGAUGGCGCGGGCACCAAGGUCUCCAAGAAGGAGGACGAGAGACAGCGUCUGCGCGCGCUGCUGGGGCUGAGCGCCGAGCCUACGCCGUCGUCCAAGCCCGAAGGACCCGUCGGCGACAUGGAGGUUACGUUUACGUCUGGUCUGGCGGGCGGGCCCAACCGCGACAGCAUCUUCGAGAACGAGCCGGAGAAGGACGAGACUACGAUCGAGAAGUACGUGCGCAAGGAGCGCGAGCGCAAGAAGCGCAGAAAGGAGAAGCUCAAGGCCGGCAAGGGUGGCGAGACUGUCGCCGAGGCCGAGGCCGAGGCUGUGCCUGCGGCGGAGGGGAAGCCAGAGGAGGACCUGGGCUUCAACGACCCGUUCUUCGACGACAUGGACGGCAAGGCGGCAGCGACGGCGCGGCGCAAGGAGGAGAAGCGCAAGAAGCGCGAGGAGCGAGCGGCGGAGGAGGCGGCGGAGGCGGCCAAGCGGGCAGAGCUGGAGCUGCUGAUGAUGGACGACGACCGCGCGGGCGUCAAGCACUUCGACAUGAACGAGAUCGAGCGGGCGGAGAAGCAGGCGCGCAAGAAGGGCAAGGGCAAGGGCAAGGGCAAGGGCAAGCAGCUGGCGGCCCCCGUGGACAACUUCGAGAUGGAGGUGGCCGACCCGCGUUUCGCCUCACUGUACGAGAGCCACGAGUUCGCGAUCGAUCCGACCAACCCGCGGUUCAAGGCGACGUCGGGCAUGAAGAAGCUGCUGGAGGAGGGCCGGAAGCGACGGAGGGACCGCGACGAGCCGGCGGAGGAGGCACCGCGGGGCGAGCAGCAGACGAAGAAGAAGCAGAAGAAGGGCAAGGAUUCGGGGUCGGAGGAUCUGAAACGGCUGGUGGAUAAGGUGAAGCGCAAGACGCAGCAGCAGUAGAGAGGAAAAAAGUGCAUAUACCAAGGUACCAGGGUUACUGGAUCGAGCGUGUCAUAUUC
Aspergillus heteromorphus CBS 117.55 is the source of this 2336-nucleotide messenger RNA. RefSeq names its product pre-rRNA-processing protein ESF1. Gene Ontology annotation, biological process: rRNA processing. Gene Ontology annotation, molecular function: RNA binding. The transcript is spliced from 2 exons. The record is from RefSeq and is a predicted model, not a curated record. NCBI's taxonomy places the organism in Eukaryota, Fungi, Ascomycota, Eurotiomycetes, Eurotiales, Aspergillaceae. Gene Ontology annotation, cellular component: nucleus. Bases 79 to 2277 code for a protein of 732 amino acids.